GAAUCUAUAUUUUAUAUAGCUGAUUAAAUUUUUCUCUUCAGAGAAUAUUUUGAUCAAGUACAUUCCUGUUCAUAGUAUAGCUAAGUCAGGGGAGAGGGAGGAUUGGUCUUUGGACCUUUACUGAGGCAGAGAGUUACAUUUAGAUUUAUUAUACAGGCUAAACAAACAAAACACCUGGCAUUUAUAUAAGCCCUCAUUGAAUCAGUGAAUGAAAAAAGUUUAUUCAGCCUACUAAGAUGUACGCUCAGCCUACUAAGAUGUAGGCUACUCCAGAGCAAAAAGUUACAUGUGUUUGUUCUUGUUGUGUGGUGUUGAAGACUGAACCCAGGGCCUCCACGAGGCAGGCACAGCCAUAGCAUUAUUUCAUGUUAACUCUAGUAUACCAGGCAUCUAGAACAGCAGGCACUCAAUGAAUACUUAUUAAAUGAAUAAAUAAGAACAACUUAUAGGCUAGCCUCUGGAACUCUACCCAACAUGACAUCUGAGCACAAGACUAAGUUAUCCAAGAACCUGCUGCGCAUGAAGUUCAUGCAAAGGGUCCUGGACUCAGAAACCAAGAAACAACUGGAGGAGGAAGAAAAGAAGAUGAUGAACGAUGAGCACUGGUACCUGGAUCUGCCAGAGUUCAAGGAGAAAGAGAGUUUCAUCAUUGAAAAGCAGAGCUUCUUACUAUGUGAAGAUCUUCUCUAUGGAAGGACGUCAUUCAGAGGAUUUAGUCCUGAUAUUGAGAAGUUAAUGCUUCAGAUAAAUUCUAAGAACAAAGCUGCAGCAGAAGAAGAGGAGACAGUGGAGGUGGAUGUGUCUGAUGAAGAGAUGGCAAGGAGAUAUGAGACUUUGGUGAGAACAAUUGGAAAAAUGUUCGCCGAGAAGAGGGAUUGAGCCAAUUACGAAGAAGAUGAAAAUGGAAAUAUAAAACCCAUUAAAACAAAGAUGUUCUUAAAG
This is a messenger RNA of Onychomys torridus (southern grasshopper mouse), 942 nucleotides long. Its product is annotated as M-phase phosphoprotein 6-like. NCBI's taxonomy places the organism in Eukaryota, Metazoa, Chordata, Mammalia, Rodentia, Cricetidae. The record is from RefSeq and is a predicted model, not a curated record. Gene Ontology annotation, biological process: maturation of 5.8S rRNA. The transcript has a single exon. The coding region runs from base 475 to 879 and encodes 134 amino acids.